Molecule: messenger RNA, 2841 nt
Organism: Megalobrama amblycephala (Wuchang bream)
Lineage: Eukaryota; Metazoa; Chordata; Actinopteri; Cypriniformes; Xenocyprididae
Gene: mtx1a
Product: metaxin 1a
Exons: 8
Coding region: 16-1107 (363 amino acids)
Biological process (GO): mitochondrion organization
Cellular component (GO): SAM complex
Source: RefSeq, a predicted model, not a curated record
AUUGCAUGAAUCAUCAUGUGGGAAGUUUCCUCCACUUUUUCUUAUUUUUCCACUUCAGUUUGGUCACACCAGGGCGCCACCUGUCUGUGCUACUGUAAACCACAAACCCACCACUGUCAUCUGGAGUUAACAUCAAUCUCAUCUCCAUCGGCAGCUUUGGAGACUGAAUUCAGAUCCAUUUUUUUCCGAAUCAACAAAGGUUGUGUGUGGGCAAAGAACCAGGCAUAUGCUCGCUUCGCUGGAGCUCCGCUCAAAAUUCACAAGAUUUCUAACCCCUGGAGAAGCCCCACAGGUUCACUACCUGCUCUCAGGACCAAAGAGGAAGGCAGCUGCUCUCAACCCAGUCAGAUCAUCAUUCAGUUGAGGAAACAGAAAUACAAUGCAGACUAUGAUCUCUCGGCCAAAGAGGGCGCGGACACAUUGGCCUUCAUCUCGCUACUGGAGGAGCGACUGUUGCCUGCGCUGAUCUACGCUUUAUGGAUCGAUCCUAAGAACUACGUGGAGGUGACGCGCCGCUGGUACGGAGAGAAUAUGUCCUUCCCGUUCAAUUUCUUCCUGCCGGGCCGCAUGCAGAACAGGCAGCUGGAGCGACUCCGUCUGAUCCGAGGAAACAGCGCGCUCGAGGCGGGAGAAGAGGCAGAGAAGGAGCUUUACCAUGAUGCUCUGGAGUGCCUGAAUCUUCUCUCUCAGCGCCUGGGAUCGAACAAAUUCUUCUUUGGAGAUUCGCCCUCUUCUCUGGAUGCGUAUGUGUUUGGUCAUCUAGCACCACUUAUUAAGAUCCGACUGCCUAACUGCCGAGUGCAGCAGAACUUGAAGAAUCUGGACAACUUGAACACAUAUUGCUCUAACAUCCUGAGUCUGUACUUCCCCAGUGAGAGUAAAGAGGGCGUCAGCCGUCCGGUGUCCAGCACACAGCAGGGGAGCGACUUUGACAACGAGCCAUACAAGAGACGCAAGCAGUUGCUGUCAGUGCUGGUUGCUGUGGCAGCAAUGUUGAGCUACGCUCUCCUCACCGGCAUAGUAGCUAUUGAGCAUAUGCAUGAGGAGGGGCCCAUAGGCCCUGCUUCACUCAGAGGCCCCUCACAUGAGGAUGAAGAGGAGGAGUGAAUGAGAAUCAGGGCUUUCUGUUAGUUGCACUGGGACUGUCACUUCUACAUGGUGGAGGAACAUACAAGGAACCAUAUAUUGUUAGGAAUUUAUGUAUUAUUUAUUCCUUGACUUGAGCUUUAAUUGCAUCAUAAGCUUUCAUUUUAUAUUUUGUUAGAUGUUUUUCUGUUAUUCCAUAGAGCUGCAUUGUUUGCUUUAAUCUCUUAUCUGGGUAUGUUCACAUGUGUUUUCUUUUUGUUUUGUUUUCUACCAAAAAUAAAAAGCAUAACUAUUUAUAGGUUCUAAUCUUAAGUUAAGUUCAGGUAAGAAAGCACUUAAAACUUGUCACCAACUGAGGGAUUCCCUCUACUGUCAUUGUGUGGACCAAAACAGAGUGUUUUAAACCCUUUUGAUAGCUUUAUGAUAAUUAUAAUGAGAGAUUCACAUCUCUUAUGUGCUAUUGUGAUAUUACCUUAAAGCUCAGUCAGUGUUUUUCUUGUUUUAAUGCACAUUUUAUUUGCUACCUGCAUAAAUCAUCUUUUCCACUCUGCUGUCAGUACUAGUCUGCUGCUUUAUACUUCAAACAGAUUAAUGCUCAUGUUAAUGUGAUAUAUCCUAUUGACGGAAAUGACCAAUAUUUAAUCCAGUUAGUCUUAAAGUAAUAGAUAAACAAAAUAAUUGAUUCUCCUUCAUGUUGUGUGAUUUGCUUUCUACUGUAAAACACAAAAGGACAUAUUUUUCAGAUUGUCGCCAUUACUGAUUUUCACACAAUGAACGUAACGUAGUAACUCGCGUUAAAGUAGUCCAAACAACUUGUGCGUUAUUUUCAAAGUAUUCUGCAGACAUACAGUAGUUUAUGCGAGAAACUGUCCAUAAUUUAAAUCAUUAUUUGCUCAAAAUAUUCUUAUUGACUCUUGUAUCUAAUUUGCACUAAAUAUUCAUAUUCAAACAUUCAAUACAUAUGGCCACUUGGCAUGUGAGAACAAAUAGCAUUUGGCAUCACUAAUUGUGCAUUGCACAUUUAGAUAUUGGGCCAGAAUGAUCCAAAACAGCCUUACACAUUGAAUAAAAAACUGUGACUCAAACUUAAUUCAAAAUGGGUUCUUUUGUAAAAAUCAUACAGGUUUACAACAACAGAACAGGGAGUAAAUGAUGACACAAUUUUAAUUUUGGAGUAAACAAAUGUUUUAAACAGGACAUAUUCACCUUAUUGCAAAGGAUAAAGAAACUGUGUCUUAUGUUAAUGAUUAGAAAUUGCUCUCAGAUGGAGAUUUUUUUAGGAGACAGUAAUAGAUUAUUAAUGCCAAAAGAUACUGUCCAAAGGAAUCUCGCUGACAGACCGCAAAAACUGGCUAAGAUGUUUCAGUUUUUGUAACUUUCCAUGAGAUCCAUGAGGUUUUCUGUAAGGAAGUUAAACUACAUGAGAGCGAUUUGUUCUUUCUUGUUAAACUAUGUUUGAAGAUGGCUGAUUUGGGUAAUAUGUAUGGUCUGUAGUCGUUUAUUCCCCUUAACAGCUUUGUUUUGCACAUUAUUAAAGCUUCAAAACCAGUUCACCUUUUACAUUCAUGUGUUGAUUUGUUCAUAUUCAUAAACCGGUGAUCUGUCAUGGUAAAGGAUGGGAUUCUAUAGAAAUGGAAAGAAAAUUUAAACUCUCUUCAGACUGAACUUUGGAUCUCUUUUCACUAGCUGUUAUGUGCUGUAACUUAUGGAUUUCUAUUUUCAUAAUUUGAGGGGCAAAUAAACUGUCUUGAAUAA